Messenger RNA from Leptinotarsa decemlineata (Colorado potato beetle), 419 nucleotides. RefSeq lists its product as uncharacterized. The record is from RefSeq and is a predicted model, not a curated record. Lineage: Eukaryota; Metazoa; Arthropoda; Insecta; Coleoptera; Chrysomelidae.
UCUAAAAACGUCUCUCACCGACUGGCUGGCAACGGUUAUUUUAAAUUGCUUACGGACCACAGUAAAACGUGUUGUUCGGUGCAAACCCCGCGUGAAAUUUUACUCGGCCUGUCAUGCCGUGGUAUCAAGAAGAAGACGAAGAGGAUGACCUGAGGUUUUCCCCCGCUUUGCUGGCCAGACGGGCAUCCGAGAGCUGGAUAGACACGCCGCCUGUGGAGAACAUAGUCACCCAGACCUCGUUGCAAAGGAAAAAGUCACUGCCCGACGUCCAGGACUUGCCGAGGAGCACUGGCGCCAUGUCGAGAGAGGAGGUGUCCUAUUUGGGAUCUGCCCGCCGGGAAGAAAUGCGAAGGCAACAGGAUGAAUACGAACGACUCCGUGCCAAUCCUCUACUAUACCUGAUCAGUCCGCAAGUCAAG